AUGUCGAAGCCGGGAUUCAAAGACGUCGACUUUGGUGCCACACCAGAGAAGCAAAUGGACACUCCGCCAGAUUCCCCUGAGAAGACGACACACCCCAAGUCCUUCCCCAUUCAACGCAAGAAGCCGGAUAACAUCUGCACCAGCCACGCGGUCCAUUCCAGACAAGACAACCUAGGCGAAGGCCACAAACGGAACGUGAGCUGGGCCGGCCUCGGACACGAUCUUAGCAUCCCGAUAUCACCCACCUCCCACAACACCAUCGAGGUCCCGGCGCUGAGGUCUCCCGACGCAGACUCGACGCAGUUCUUCCACCACCUCUCGGGAUCACCGUCCCUCAGAGAGCGGAGGGUGUCCCGCAAUUCAUUCGGCGCCUCACUGCCCAUUCCAAAGUCCAAGAGGCAGUCACGGCUCAGUAGCGUCACAUACCCUGCUGAGGUCAGAGAGGCGCUCAUCAAGGAUGGAAAACUUGGCGGCGCGGUGCAACCGUCACGCAACAUCCUGACGUCGCAGGUGCAAGAUGUACUCGCCCACAAGGUGGCGGCGGCCAAGAACAUGGCUUUCGUCUUCGACAUUGACGGCGUGUUGGUGCACGGAGAUCGGCUCAUCCCGCAGGCCAAGCGGACGCUCGAGAUGCUCAACGGCGACAACGAGCUGGGCAUUAAGAUUCCGCACAUCUUCCUGACUAAUGGCUCAGGCAAGCCCGAGAAGGCGCGCACCGAGCAGCUGUCUAGAAUCCUCCAGAACCCCAUCAGCACAGAGCAGUUCAUCCAGAGCCACACGCCGAUGCGCGCCCUGGCCGAGUACUACCACACGGUCCUGGUCGUGGGCGGCGAGGGCUACCGGUGUCGCGAGGUCGCUGAGGAGUACGGCUUCAAGGACAUCAUCGUGCCGAACGACAUCGUCGCUUGGGACCCGUCUAUCGCGCCGUACCGCGUCUUCACCGACGCGGAGCGCGCGUCUUCGCGCCCGCGCGACUUCUCUCGGGUCAACAUCGACGCCAUCCUCGUCUUCUCAGACUCGCGCGACUACGCGACGGACAUGCAGAUCAUUGUCGACCUGCUGCGGUCCGAGAAAGGGCGGCUUGGGACCCUCGCCAAGGAUCCCGUGUCGCAGCGCAUCCCCAUCUACUUCUCGCAGGGCGACCUGCUCUGCCCGACCGAGCAUCCGUUCCCGCGCAUGAGCCAGGGCGCCUUCCGCAUCGGCCUCGAGGCCAUGUACAAGGCUCUGACGGGUGUCGAGCUGGAGCGCGUGGUCUACGGCAAGCCCGAGCUGGCGACGUACAAGUACGCCGACGAGGUCAUCGCCUCGUGGAUGGACGUCCUUCACGGCGAGGAGCGCGUGCCGCAGAACGUCUACAUGAUUGGCGACAACCCGGCCUCCGACAUUGUCGGCGGCAACAUGUACGGGUGGAACACCUGUCUGGUGCGCACGGGCGUGUUCCAGGGCGGUGACAAUGACGACGAGAACCCGGCCAGCUUUGGCGUCUUUGACAACGUCUGGGAGGCCGUCACGGCCGCCUGCCGGAAGGAGCUGGGCGACGACUUUGGGUUCAAGUGGGAUGAGCGCGUGGUGAACCCGGUGAUGCACGACAUGCAUGCUGCGUCGGCGAUUGAAGUUUGAGGCACACGGUCUGGCAAUGGCGUUUGGGAUGGGAUUUGUCACGCGUAUUCGGCUUGUAGGACCAGGAAGGAAAAAACAACAGGAUAAAUAUCGAGAUUACCUUUAGAUACCAACCUCACAGCAAGUAUACUGUGCUGGCUAG
Messenger RNA from Parathielavia appendiculata, 1762 nucleotides. RefSeq names its product HAD-superfamily hydrolase. Gene Ontology annotation, cellular component: mitochondrion. The transcript has a single exon. Bases 1 to 1620 code for a protein of 539 amino acids. Lineage: Eukaryota; Fungi; Ascomycota; Sordariomycetes; Sordariales; Chaetomiaceae. The record is from RefSeq and is a predicted model, not a curated record. Gene Ontology annotation, biological process: glycerophospholipid biosynthetic process.